Molecule: messenger RNA, 684 nt
Organism: Kluyveromyces marxianus DMKU3-1042
Lineage: Eukaryota; Fungi; Ascomycota; Saccharomycetes; Saccharomycetales; Saccharomycetaceae
Gene: CIA2
Product: iron-sulfur cluster assembly protein CIA2
Exons: 1
Coding region: 1-684 (227 amino acids)
Biological process (GO): iron-sulfur cluster assembly
Source: RefSeq, a predicted model, not a curated record
AUGUCAGAAUUUAUUAACGAGAAUCCAGAUGUUAUAGAUGAAACUUUGCUACCCUCAAGGAAACAAGACCCUCUUACAAAUGAACUACUUGACAACAUACCAGGGUCUUUAGACGUUAACAGAAAACGUCAACUACUUCAAAUUGGAUCUAUGGAAUCGGGGGUUGUUCAAAAUAUCGGACUGUUAGAGAAGCUUUUACAUCAGCAGUUGAGCAUAAAAAACAGCACGUCAUUACCAGACUUGACAGAGUCAGAGACAGAUAACGAAAGUGAAAGCGAAAAUGAGGUAGAAGACCCUAUCGAUUCGCAAGAAAUAUACGAUCUAAUAGCACAUAUUAGUGAUCCAGAACAUCCACUUACUUUGGGACAACUAUCGGUGGUUAACUUGGCUGACAUAGAAGUUCACGACAAUGGAGAUAAAACUAAAAUGGCAGAGGUUAUUGUCAGAAUCACUCCCACUAUUACACACUGUUCUCUAGCCACAUUGAUCGGUUUGGGCAUAAGAGUGCGUUUAGAACGUAGUCUUUCACCAAGGUUUAGAAUUACCAUUCUACUCAAGAAGGGAACUCACCAAAGCGAGAACCAAGUUAACAAACAACUAAAUGAUAAAGAACGUGUUGCUGCGGCAUGUGAAAAUGAUCAACUACUGGGAGUUGUUUCAAAGAUGCUAAGCACUUGUAAAUAA